AUGUCACAAUUACUUUUGCCUUCACUUGUUUAUAAAAUGUAUACUUCUCGUUGAAUGAUCACACCAUCUUGUAUUAAGUUUCUUACUAUUAAUAUUCCUUUAAAAAUGGCUUCAAUUCGCUCUCAAUCAUAUUCUAUUGAAGAAGAUAAACACUUAUGUCAUGUGUAUCUUGAUGUUUCUCAAAAUCCAAUCAUAGGGAUAAACCAAUCAGGCGAUCAGUUUUGGACAAGAGUUCAAACUGAAUAUGAAAAAUCUGAGAUUUCUCUUACCCAACCAAGACCGAGAAGAUCUUUGCAAACCCGAAUGACGAUAAUUCUUUCUGCAGUCUCCAAGCUGAGAGGAUGUGUUAACCAGAUUGAAAAUAAAAAUCCCAGCGAUGCUUCCGAACAAGACAUUUUAAACCAAGCGAAGAUGUUAUUGACACAAGAUGUCAAAUACAAGAAAGGGUUCAAAUUUGAUCACGUCUGGCCAAUCCUUAAAGGUAUUGAAAAAUUUUCAAAUAACCACAGCAACAGAGCCAUUGCAUUCUCAGAAGAAAGUCGUAAUGCCAAAUCGUCUUCAUCAAACCAAGAUGAGUCAUCGCCAUCCCUUGGUAUGAAUUCCUUCGAUCUAAAUUUAAAUAGUGAAGAAUCCGGUGGUAAUUUAUCAAAGAGACCAAUGGGUGUGAAAAAAGCAAAGAAAAAACAACACUCUGAUGAACAAUUUAAACAAAUGAUGGAGCAAAAUGAUAAGCUUCUAAAAGCUAUGGUUAAAGGUACUUCUCAAAGAAACGAAAUUAAAAGACAGAAAGUAGAGUUACAAAGAAAGAAACAUGAGCGAAAAAUGUUACUCGCGGAUUUGAGUUCUAUAACUGAUCCAGCAAGACGUGCGUACAUUGAAAAUGAAAGAGCGGUGAUUCUAAGUAGAGGAGUACCAACAACCCAAUAUGAAGAACACGGAGAAGGUUCUCAAAGCCAAUAUCAUGGAUCCCAAUAUCGAGUAUAUGAAGCUCAAAGAGACCAAGCUCAAGGGGAUCAAGCUCAAGGAAGUCAAGUUCAAGGACAACAACCUCAAGAUGAAGACCCAAAAUCACCAAGUGAGCAACAAGAUUUUUCCCAGUACUAUAAUUUGCUUAGCGGAGACGGAAAUGGAUUUCCUGGAAUUUAUUAGAUUAUUAUUAGAAUUUAUAUUUUGUGUGUUUUAUGUGUAUUUUUUUAAUUAUGUAAUUUUUGUGUGUUUGAUUUUAAUUGAUAAUUUUCUGUGUGUUUAAUUUUAAUUAUGUAAUUUUAUGUGUUUUUAAUUUUAAUUAUGUAAUUUUAUGUGUGUUUAAUUUUAAUUAUGUAAUAAUAUGUUUUUAAUAAUUUAUUAUUUUAGUUGAUGGUA
Raphanus sativus (radish) is the source of this 1362-nucleotide messenger RNA. RefSeq names its product glutathione S-transferase T3-like. NCBI's taxonomy places the organism in Eukaryota, Viridiplantae, Streptophyta, Magnoliopsida, Brassicales, Brassicaceae. The coding region runs from base 55 to 1149 and encodes 364 amino acids. The transcript has 2 exons. The record is from RefSeq and is a predicted model, not a curated record.